Molecule: messenger RNA, 2002 nt
Organism: Athalia rosae (coleseed sawfly)
Lineage: Eukaryota; Metazoa; Arthropoda; Insecta; Hymenoptera; Athaliidae
Gene: Trxr1
Product: thioredoxin reductase 1, mitochondrial
Exons: 8
Coding region: 143-1741 (532 amino acids)
Biological process (GO): glutathione metabolic process; cellular response to oxidative stress; cell redox homeostasis
Cellular component (GO): mitochondrion; cytosol
Molecular function (GO): thioredoxin-disulfide reductase (NADPH) activity; glutathione-disulfide reductase (NADPH) activity; flavin adenine dinucleotide binding
Source: RefSeq, a predicted model, not a curated record
UUUACAGGCGAAAUAUUGCCAAGUGACGUCAGCAAACUUACACUCAAUUCGAGUUCUCUAUUAGUUAAACUUACAAUUAAAUCAUCGCCGCUCACGCCCCCGGUUUUACAUCAUCGUAUUGUUUCUAAUUGUCAUCGUUAUCAUGGCAACGUUAACUCUGCCACUGAGAUUUAUAUCACUUCGUAGCAGACCGUCAAAAUUGUUAGCUCUUCACAAAUCACGAAUGAAUUACUUUCUGAUUGAUAAAAAAUUAACAGCUUGUUUCUGCUCUGAUAAAAGUUCGACUUACGAUUUGGUCGUUAUUGGAGGAGGUUCUGGUGGCUUAGCUGCUGCUAAAGAGGCUGUUGAACUUGGUGCUAAAGUUGCUGUACUCGACUUUGUUACUCCGUCACCGCAAGGUACAAAAUGGGGUCUGGGAGGAACCUGCGUCAAUGUCGGGUGCAUUCCCAAAAAGUUGAUGCACCAGGCAGCUUUGCUUGGAGAAGCUGUCCAUGAAGCUGUUGCUUAUGGAUGGCAACUGCCGGAUCCAAAUACAGUUCAAAAUGAUUGGUCUGCCCUGACAAAUGCUGUGCAAAGUCACGUCAAGUCUGUAAAUUGGGUUACACGUGUUGAACUCCGUAACAAGAAAGUUGAAUACCUCAAUGCUCUGGGUUAUUUUAAGGAUGCCAAUACCGUUGUUGGUGUUGGAAAAAAUGGAGAGGAAAAACUUCUCAGCGCUAAGAAUAUCAUUAUCGCGGUUGGUGGCAGGCCGAGAUACCCAGAUAUACCUGGUGCCUUAGAAUAUGGUAUAACCAGCGAUGAUAUUUUCAGUCUAGAUAGAGCACCUGGAAAAACUUUGAUUGUUGGUGCUGGAUACAUUGGCUUAGAGUGUGCCGGAUUUUUGAAUGGUCUUGGUUAUGAUACUACUAUUCUUGUACGGUCCGUUGUCUUGAGAGGAUUUGAUCAGCAGAUGGCAAACAUCGUGGCAGAAGAAAUGGAACAGCGUGGUGUUCAUUUUGUUUAUCAAGCCAAACCAAAGGCUAUCGAAAAGCAAGAUGAUGGACGUCUGCUCGUUCACUGGGUCGACCGUGAUGGCGCUCUCCACCAGGAUGCUUAUGACACCGUGCUAUUUGCCAUUGGUCGUCGUGCACUCACCCAAGAACUCAAACCUGAGAAUGUUGGUCUGAAACUGAUACCGGAUACUGGGAAAAUUGAUGCUCUCAACGAGCAAACCAACAUCCCUAAUAUCUAUGCUGUUGGCGAUGUACUUCAUAAAAAACCAGAACUCACCCCAGUCGCUAUUCACGCUGGACGACUUCUGGCUAGGAGAUUAUUUGGUGGUUCCCACGAGAAAAUGGACUACACGAAUGUUGCGACGACUGUUUUCAGCCCGCUAGAGUAUGGAUGUGUCGGACUUAGUGAAGAAGAUGCAAUUGCCUUGCAUGGGGAUGAUAAUAUAGAGGUUUACCAUGCCUAUUACAAACCUACUGAAUUCUUUGUACCGCAGAAGAAUGUUAAGCAUUGUUACGUGAAAGUUGUUGCUCUACGAAAGGAUGACCAAAAAGUUAUCGGAAUGCACUUUGUCGGCCCUCAUGCAGGUGAAGUAAUCCAGGGCUUCGCUGCAGCAAUAAAAUGCAAUUUGACUUUCCGAGCACUCAAGUCUACAGUUGGAAUCCACCCAACGACAGCUGAAGAAUUUACGAGAAUAAGCAUCACUAAGCGAUCGGGGCUGGACCCAACCCCCCAGAGCUGCUGCAGUUAAAGUUCAGGUUACAAAGACAAUUUGAUGACCAAUUUUUGAUAUUUAUGUCACUCAACGGCAACAUAAGGACAAGAUCCUUGACCAGUUCUUAGAUAGAUCACUUUUUUCUUACAUUUCUGGAACUCAGAUAAUUUGUACGUCGCACUCUAAAUUGUGCACCAAAGUCACUGAUGUAUCAUGUGUACUAAUAUGCUUUGCAGAAUUGUAUAAAGUUGUAACACAGUGAAUUUUGAUUAAAUAUAGUUUUUUUCAUGUCAUCAA